Messenger RNA from Malassezia vespertilionis, 1614 nucleotides. It is a transcript of the gene wis1, whose product is annotated as mitogen-activated protein kinase kinase. The transcript has a single exon. The record is from RefSeq and is a predicted model, not a curated record. Gene Ontology annotation, biological process: MAPK cascade; cellular hyperosmotic response; protein phosphorylation. Bases 1 to 1614 code for a protein of 537 amino acids. Lineage: Eukaryota; Fungi; Basidiomycota; Malasseziomycetes; Malasseziales; Malasseziaceae. Gene Ontology annotation, molecular function: ATP binding; MAP kinase kinase activity.
AUGCCAGACGAUACAGCAGCGCUGGCUUUUAUGGCAGCGACUCGGCUGCAUAUAGACGCUGCGGAACCGGAACAUACAGAGCGCGUAGAGCAUGGUACUGAGGCGACCCCAGCACAGACUGAGCAUACGGUGCCCGGUGCGCAGCAACGCGCGCCGUCCAAGCCAGCCGCCGUCCCUGGCGGUAUCGGCGGGGUGAAUGAGAGGACAAAGCAAUUGGCCAGCGCAAGACUCCCGCCAGGGCUGCAAGCCAAACUAGCAGCCAAUGCGCGGCGAUCUGCGCUUCCACCCGGCGUGGAUGGCAGCGUGCUCGACCACACGCAGAAACUAGACGCGUCCAUCUUAAAAGACUCCGCCAUGCCCCGCUUCCCUAUGGAAAAAACACCAGGCACGCGUCGAGUGAUGGAGAAGCCAAACCGUGCCGGUUUGCGGCUGAGCGAUAUAAGCAUGGAUGCUCACAAUGCAGGCGCGCAGUCUACGGGCGCCGAGCGCCGCCAAGGCACGCCGCAGCUGCGUCUCGGGCGAAUCGCGCCGGAGAGCGCGCCCUUUGCCAACUUUAGCAAGAUACUUGACCCAUCCGGAAAGCUCAACUUUGAUGGGAAAGCCGUGCUGCACGCGUCCGGUGUCGAGUUCAAAAACGGCACGUCGUUCCACAUCAAAAUGGAGGAACUCGAGCUGCAGGAACAGCUUGGGUUCGGCAACUACGGCACGGUAUCAAAAGUGCGGCACACGCGCACCAAAGUAGAGAUGGCCAUGAAGGAGAUCCGCUUGGAGCUCGACGAGGCGAAGCUGAAUGCCAUCAUCAUGGAGCUCGAUAUCCUGCACCGCGCCACGGGGCCACAGAUCGUCGAGUUCUACGGCGCGUUUUUUAUGGAGAGUUGCGUAUAUUACUGCAUGGAGUACAUGGAUGUGGGCAGCUUGGACAAACUUUGCUACGGGCGCCAUUGCACUGUUCCCGAGUCUGUGCUUGCGAGGAUCGCUGCGUGCACCGUGAAAGGCCUGCGCUUCCUCAAAGACGAGCUGCAAAUCAUCCACCGCGAUGUAAAGCCAACCAACAUUUUGGUCAAUCGGCGCGGCGAAAUCAAACUGUGCGAUUUUGGCGUUUCGGGCCAGCUGGAGAAAAGCCUCGCAAAGACCAAUAUUGGGUGCCAGAGCUACAUGGCGCCGGAGCGGAUCGAGGGCGGCAGCGAGCGGCAGUCGCGUACGUAUACAACAGCGUCGGAUGUGUGGUCUCUGGGACUUUCUCUAAUUGAGAUCACCAUGGGCGUGUAUCCAUACCCACCAGAGACGUACAGCAAUGUGUUUGCACAGCUCCAAGCGAUAGUCGAAGGCGACGCGCCGCAGCUACCGUACGCCCAAGCGGAGCCACUGCGAGUUGCGCGCAGAAACGGAGCGCCGCUCGCUUUGGAGCUCGGCGAUUGCACGUACUCAGACACAGCGCGCGACUUUGUAUCGCAAUGUCUGUGCAAGGUACCAGAGGAGCGGCCCAGCUAUGCAGCGCUCAUGCGCCAUCCGUUUCUUGUCCAGGACGAGCUGCGCAUUGACGAAGUCGAUGUGUGUGCGUGGAUCACCGAGUCGCUGGAAAAGCAGAAGGCGAGGCUGGACGGGGAGCGAUAA